AUGAGGCACUUCAAGUUUGUAGCUAUUGGUAUCAACCUGACAGAUCCUAUGUUCAGAGGAAUUUAUAAGGGGAUACAGAAGCAUCAAGAUGACUUACAGGAUGUAAUAAAGAGAGCUAUCCAGAUUGGUGUUAAAAAGUUUAUGAUUACAGGUGGAAGUCUACAAGACAGUAAAGAUGUGCUGAAGUUGGCACAAACAAAUGAUAUGUUUUUCAGUACAGCUGGGUGUCAUCCCACAAGGUGUGAUGAAUUUGAAAAGAAUGACCCUGACCAUUACUUAAUGGAGUUGCUAAAUCUUGCUGAGAACAAGGGGAAGGUUGUAGCGACAGAGUGUGGACUUGAUUUUGACCGACUUCAGUUUUGUCCCAAAGAUACUCAGUUCAAAUAUUUUGAAAAGCAAUUUGAACUGUCAGAACAAACAAAAUUAGCAAUGUUUCUUCACUGUCGAAACUCACACGAUGAAUUUUGGGACAUAAUGAAAAGAAACAGAGGUCGGUGUGUGGGUGGAGUGGUGCGUUCAUUUGAUGGAACCAAGGAAGCAGCGGCUGCUCUGAUGGACUUGGACCUUUAUAUCGGAUUUAAUGGCUGUUCGCUGAAAACUGAAGCUAAUUUGGAAGUUCUGAAGUCAAUACCUAGUGAAAAAUUAAUGGAGACAGAUGCUUCUUGGUGUGGAGUUGAAAGUACACAUGAGGGAUCAAAAUACAUGAAACCUUCAUUUCCCUUGGCCGGGCCUGGGACUACAGGAAGACCCUGUCUCAAAAACCCCAAAAAAAAAAAAGAUAGAAAUGAACCCUGCCAUAUAAUUCAAAUACUGGAGAUAAUGUCAGCAAUAAGAGAAGAAGAACCACUGGAAUUGGCCAACAUGCUAUAUAACAACACCAUCAAAAUAUUUUUUCCUGAUAUUUAAUUUUCCUGUGUUUUCCA
This is a messenger RNA of Nannospalax galili (Upper Galilee mountains blind mole rat), 923 nucleotides long. RefSeq names its product putative deoxyribonuclease TATDN1. Gene Ontology annotation, molecular function: 3'-5'-DNA exonuclease activity. NCBI's taxonomy places the organism in Eukaryota, Metazoa, Chordata, Mammalia, Rodentia, Spalacidae. The record is from RefSeq and is a predicted model, not a curated record. Gene Ontology annotation, cellular component: cytosol.